CCGGGCGGGCAGGCACGGAGCCGCCGGCCGUCCCGCACCCGCGCACUUGCUGGAGAUGAGCCGCGCCGUGCUGCGGGUCUCCCUCCUGCUCCUGGCCGCUUUGGGUCGCGCCGGCGCCGGCAGCGAGCACGACCAGGAGCACGGCGGAGAGGACCCUCCUCCCUCCGGGGAGAAAGGUCCUGGCCACAGUCACUGGAGCUAUGAAGAGCGGGAGCACUGGGGGGUGGAUUACCCAGACUGUGCUGGCACUGUGCAGUCACCCAUCAACAUUGACAUGGCCAAGACCAUCUUCAGCCCCCAUCUGAGGCCGAUCCAGCUCUCGGGCUACAGCCUGCCUGCCAACGAGAAGCUCAAGCUGAAGAACAAUGGGCACACAGUUGUCCUCAAUCUGCCCGAAUCCCUGGCCAUCACAGGUGGCUAUGCCCAGCAGUACCGGGCCACGCAGCUGCACCUGCACUGGGGCUCCCCAUCAGGACCUGGCUCAGAACACACCAUCAACGGGCACCGCUUUGCUGCCGAGAUCCACGUGGUUCACUACAACACCAAGUAUGACAGCUUUAAGGAAGCAAUGGUCCACCCAGAUGGCCUGGCUGUACUUGGAGCCUUCCUGGAGGUUGGGCCACGGGAGAACCCAUACUACCAGGAAAUAAUUAAGCAUCUGUAUGAAAUCCAAGGAGAAGGCGAGGAAGUUUUGGUGCCCGGAUUCAACAUCGCAGGUCUGCUACCUGCCAACCUGAAACUCUACUUCCACUACAAUGGCUCUCUGACCACCCCUCCCUGCUACCAGACAGUGAAGUGGACACUCUUCAACCAGACCAUGUUGCUCUCUCAUGACCAGAUGUCAGUGCUGGCAAUGAGCCUGAGAAACGAUGACAACAAACCUCUGCAGAACAAUUACCGGCCGGUGCAGGGCCUGCACGGGCGACGGGUGCUGGCGAGCUUCCAGACCUCCCUCUUGCUGGAGAAAGAGAUGCCUCCUGGUGCUGAUGGCUCAGCAGCAACAGGACACGCCAGCUCUUCAUUUCAUGCAGGAGAUGUGCUGGCUGUGCUCUUCGGGGUGCUCUUUGCCAUCACAGCACUGGCCUUCCUGCUGUACAUCUACAAGCACCGCAGCCAGAACGCACGGCUGGACUCGCCGACCAAAUCCAAGGUCAUCUACACGGCAGCCACCACCGAGAACACUGCAUGAGCCCCGUGUCCCUUCAGGGGUCCCAGCUCCUCUGGUUCUGCCUGCCCCCCCACCUCCCCUCACUCCCACCCUGGGCCUAGGGAGGGCCAGCACUCCAGCAUCCUUCAGCUGCAUGGGCUGCUCACACAGACUAUUGGGGAUAUUUUUGUUAUAAAAAAAUAAAAAACAUUUUACAAAAAAAUAUUAAAAAAUGUAAAAUCCU
Molecule: messenger RNA, 1391 nt
Organism: Apus apus (common swift)
Lineage: Eukaryota; Metazoa; Chordata; Aves; Apodiformes; Apodidae
Gene: CA9
Product: carbonic anhydrase 9
Exons: 12
Coding region: 56-1189 (377 amino acids)
Cellular component (GO): plasma membrane
Molecular function (GO): zinc ion binding; carbonate dehydratase activity
Source: RefSeq, a predicted model, not a curated record